AUGGAGCCCUUAGUAUCCAAAGGAGAUUAUAUUAGAUAUUUCAAAAGAUCUUUAUUGCUAGUUUUAGUAUGUGUAAUAGUUCUUGUGUGCACUGAUCAGGACUACUAUAGUUUACUUGGGGUAUCCAGAGAAGCAAGUAGUAGAGAAAUACGACAAGCGUUCAAAAAACUGGCAUUAAAGUUGCACCCUGAUAAAAAUCAGAAUGAUCCAAAUGCACAUGAAAAUUUUUUGAAAAUAAAUAGAGCCUAUGAAGUACUUAAAGAUGAAGAUCUACGGAAGAAGUAUGAUAAAUAUGGAGAGAAAGGUCUUGAAGACCAGCAGCAAGGAGGUCGUUAUGAAAGCUGGCACUUUUAUCGCUAUGAUUUUGGUAUUUAUGAUGAUGAUCCUGAAAUUAUAACAUUGGAUAGAGGAGAAUUUGAUGCUGCUGUUAACUCAGGAGAACUGUGGUUUGUGAAUUUUUAUUCUCCUCGAUGCUCCCACUGCCAUGACUUGGCACCUACGUGGAGGGAGUUUGCUAAGGAGAUGGAUGGAGUAAUACGCAUUGGAGCUGUCAACUGUGGAGAUAAUAGGAUUCUUUGUCGAAUUAAAGGGAUUAACAGUUAUCCCAGCCUGUAUGUUUUCAAAACUGGAAUGCAACCAGUGAAAUAUUUUGGAGACAGGUCAAAAGAGAGCUUAAAGAACUUUGCCAUGCAGUAUGUUACAAGCACAGUCACUGAGUUAUGGGCAGGAAACUUUGUUAAUGCCAUUGAAACUUCAUUUGCUUCUGGCAUUGGUUGGCUGAUCACCUUCUGUGCUGAACAUGGGGAUUGCUUGAGUUACCAAACACGCCUUAAGCUGGCUGGCAUGUUGGAAGGCCUUGUUAAUGUAGGCUGGAUGGACUGUGGCACCCAGGGUGAGCUUUGUGAUAAUUUAGAUAUCUCAUCUAGUACUACAGCAUACUUUCCACCUGGAGCCACCAUAAAUAACAGAGAGAAAGGAGGUGUUUUGUUUCUUAACUCCUUGGAUGCCAGAGAAAUAUAUCAGGAAGUAAUGCAACAUCUGCCAGACUUUGAAUUUAUCUCUGCAACAUCAUUAGAGGAUCAUCUGGCUCAUCACCGAUGGCUGCUUUUCUUCCAGUUUGGGGAAAGCGAUAAAUCAAAUGUACAGGAAUUUAAGAAACUUAAAUUUUUACUUAAAGAUGAGCAUAUUCAGGUUGGCAAGUUUGACUGUCUUUCCUCACCAACUAUCUGCAACAAGCUGUAUGUCUAUCAGCCUUCUUUAGCAGUCUUCAAAGGAAAAGGAACUGGAGAUUAUGAAAUUCAUCAUGGAAAGAAGAUCUUGUAUGACAUUGUUGCAUUUGCCAAAGAAAGUGUCAACUCUCAUGUUAUCACAUUGGGACCUCAGAAUUUUCCUGACAAAGAGAAGGAACCAUGGCUUGUGGAUUUCUUUGCACCAUGGUGUCCUCCGUGUCGAGCUUUGUUACCAGAGCUGAGAAAAGCAUCAAAACAUCUUUAUGGUCAGCUUAAAUUUGGAACACUGGACUGUACUGUCCAUGAAGGGCUUUGCAACAUGCAUAACAUUCGAGCUUAUCCAACAACAGUUGUGUUCAAUCGGUCGGAUGUUCGUGAAUAUGAAGGACAUCACUCUGCUGAGCAGAUCUUGGAGUUUAUAGAGGAUCUUAGGAAUCCAUCGGUGGUCUCCCUAACACCAGAGACAUUUGUUGAAUUAGUUCAGAGAAGAAAACGAGAGGAAAUCUGGUUGGUUGACUUCUACGCUCCAUGGUGUGGACCUUGUCAGGCUUUAAUGCCAGAAUGGAAAAAAAUGGCCAGGAUGUUAAAUGGAUUAAUCAGCGUAGGCAGUGUGGAUUGUCAAAAAUACUAUUCUUUCUGUCACCAAGAAAGUGUUCGAGGAUAUCCUGAAAUAAGACUCUUUCCUCAGAAGUCAAACACAGCUUAUCAAUAUUAUAGCUACAAUGGAUGGCACAGAGAUUCCUAUUCACUGAGAGGCUGGGCAUUGGGAUAUCUACCACAAGUGUCUGUGGACCUGACUCCUCAGAGUUUCACAGAAAAAGUUCUGCAUGGAAAAGACCAUUGGGUCAUUGAUUUUUAUGCUCCUUGGUGUGGACCUUGCCAAAAUUUUGCUCCUGAAUUUGAGAUCCUUGCAAGGGCUGUUAAAGGAAAAGUAAAAGCUGGAAAAAUAGACUGUCAGGCGUUUGCUCAGACUUGUCAGACUGCUGAUAUCAGAGCCUACCCUACUGUUAAGUUUUACCUCUACCAAGGAGCAAAGAAAAACGUUCUUGGUGAAUAUAUAGACAGCAGAGAUGCAAAAAGCAUUGCUGACACGUUGAAUGAAAAAUUAGAAGCAAUUCAAAAUAAAGGAAGAAGAAAAAAAUCUAGAGAUAAGGAUGAACUCUAAGUGGUACCAGAGGUAGA
This is a messenger RNA of Mesitornis unicolor (brown roatelo), 2411 nucleotides long. It is a transcript of the gene DNAJC10, whose product is annotated as DnaJ (Hsp40) homolog, subfamily C, member 10. Lineage: Eukaryota; Metazoa; Chordata; Aves; Mesitornithiformes; Mesitornithidae. Gene Ontology annotation, cellular component: endoplasmic reticulum. The transcript is spliced from 22 exons. Gene Ontology annotation, molecular function: disulfide oxidoreductase activity. The record is from RefSeq and is a predicted model, not a curated record. Gene Ontology annotation, biological process: protein folding in endoplasmic reticulum. The coding region runs from base 1 to 2394 and encodes 797 amino acids.